GCACGGCGGCUUUGGUACAUAAUCUGCGACACAUGACAAGAACAAAGAUAUGCCUUCUUCACCGAUACCAUAGCUUCUCAACCCUUAUCAAGCACGAGCGCGGUGUGAAGUUUCUUUUGUGCCGCCGAACCACAUUCCUCUAGAGCGAUGCGUAUCUCUACAAAGCAACGCGUGCGCCUACCUGAAACAACAAACAACCAUCAUUUCUGCCGUCAUGUCUACUCCGUACUCAACACCUCGAUUAACACUCUUUUCGACCACUUUUUGGGAAGUUCUUCCCUCACAUUACGACAAGAUCAUAACACGCUGGUCUAAGAUUGCACACCUGCAUCACGAAGCAAAGUCCGACAUAUUAGCCACCGACCGCGCUGGUGCAGUGGCAUCCCUCAAAGCGGAGUUAGAGAUGCUGGAUCGGGAUGUGGAGGAGUACCGAAAGCUUGUGAACGGUGUUGAUAUUACUGAUAUUGCAGGCGUAUACGUCGUGGGUGGCAGGCCGCGACAUCGCGCUUUGGAGAUUGCGAAGGAGGACAAGAAGGAUCUGGAAGAAAGCUUGAGCUUGGUGGAGGAGCAUGUGAAGGAGAUUAAGGCCGACGUUGCGUACGGGUUUGAAGAGAUGGAGCAGCCUUGAUUUUUUUUCUUUUCCCACUAGACAUCUCCAGCGCUUUUACAUCAAUUUUGCGUUUUCGGAUAAUCUUCAAACCAAGCUCUGUGUCUGCAGUCUAGAAACCCCCUGGGCAGUGUGAAGCCGGCCGUACGUGAUUUGAGUUGAGCUAUCGAGUCAACGAUGAAGAUAAACAACG
Messenger RNA from Alternaria alternata, 800 nucleotides. RefSeq lists its product as hypothetical. Bases 215 to 628 code for a protein of 137 amino acids. The transcript has a single exon. The record is from RefSeq and is a predicted model, not a curated record. Lineage: Eukaryota; Fungi; Ascomycota; Dothideomycetes; Pleosporales; Pleosporaceae.